AUGAACGAGGCGCAGGAGCUCGAGGUGGCCGCGCCCGUCUUGAUUGUGACGCUGCUGCUCUUGUGUUUGUGCGUGACGCUCUUGUGUCAUGGAGUGAACCCUCUCCGUGUACUGCGCUCGUCGUUUAGAGCGCCUCGACACUCGCAUGUCGCGCUCUCGGGCUCGGACGGCGAGCGCGAGGCGCUGCUCGCAGUAGACCGUAAAGCCCGGGUACGAUAUACCGGUAAAGUGCCGUUAUAUACCGACACGAUCGCAGAGCUGGCGGCGUGCGAGACACCGGGAGAGACUGAAGCGUUUAUUAACGUGAUCGAUGUCCACCGACUGCUGAAUUCCACCGUCAAGGCGCAGCACUUUGCACAAUUUUGCAGCUCUCGUUUGGAGCUCUCGGUACUGAGUGUGGGUACACUCGCGACGAUCAUUUUAUCGCUGCAAAAGUUUGCCGCCGAGCGGGUUGUCGUCUCGUGUAUCCGGAACUGUUUCUGUGCCAAGCGGCACUUGGCGUGUUUGCAGCUCAAGGACGAGGUGGACGCCAAGUUUCCUAUGUUUGACUUGAUCUACCAUCGCAUUCGGUCAGAAGUGGACCGCGAAGCGAUUCUGAACCAUUUUGAGGCAGAGGCGAUGGUACUUCGAUCGUCGUCGUCGUUUUUCGUUCCGAUGAAGCUAUUGUGUGAUAUCGACGAUACGAUGCUGGCUGCUCUCUUUGACACGCGGUAUCCGGAGCUUACGGUGUACCCGGGUGUCCACCAGUUUGCUCAGGAACUGCUUCGUCGUUCAGUUUCGAGUUGUACGAGUGCUAGUGCCGACGACGACGUCAGCAAUCGUUGCGAAGACCUGGAGAGUGGUAGGUACAAGGAACGUAAAACGGUGCAACGUGUGGCCUUCCUUACUGCCAGGCCUGAGUUUUUGCGCAAGCGAUCUUUACAAGAGCUCCGUGCAUGCGGUUUCCAGCACUUCACUCUCUUGAUGGGUCGUUUUACAAACAUGUGGGGCUCGCAGCGCAUUGCGUCAGGAAAACUUCGGAACUUUGUGCGGUACAAGCGGGUCUUUGCUGAACACCAGUUUAUCUUUGUCGGAGACAAUGGUCAGGGCGAUAUUGAUCUUGGCAAGGAACUGCUGAAAAGUCCUCAUCUGUACGCUGUGUCGGCCGUGCUGAUUCACGACGUGAUUCGUAAUCACGCCAUGAACAAACCGCCGAGCCAGCAUUGCUACCGAGGAAUGGAGUGUAACCAAAGCGGUAUUCACUCCUUUCGCACGUACAUCGGUGCGAGUUUCCACCUUUAUGCUGUCGGGCUUCUACCGCUAGCUGCUGUCAUUCGCGUCGUGGACAAAACGGCGUUGGCAUAUGCAGCCAUAGUGUUCGACUCGAGCGACCAGAAGCGGAACCUCGCGCAAGAAAUCCUAUCUGAUGUGGCUGCUGUGGUAAAUGAGUUGCCUGAUCAGCAGGCCAUGGCGCUAGUGUCCUCACUUCACGACGACAUUGUCGACAAUGGAGACGACGGCGUGUCAAACGGUAGUGUGGAGCGGAGGCAGUUCCAAUUGACGCAAGAAGAGCAGCUUCAACAGCGACUGGAGGCCGUAAGAAAGAGCGCUGCGCAUCUCUCUCGGUCAACGUCCCCCGGUCCGCGUAAAGCAGAAAGCUAA
Messenger RNA from Peronospora matthiolae, 1641 nucleotides. Lineage: Eukaryota; Oomycota; Peronosporomycetes; Peronosporales; Peronosporaceae. The record is from the annotation of a GenBank genome assembly.